This is a messenger RNA of Cloeon dipterum, 2918 nucleotides long. It is a transcript of the gene Stim, whose product is annotated as stromal interaction molecule. Gene Ontology annotation, cellular component: endoplasmic reticulum; plasma membrane. NCBI's taxonomy places the organism in Eukaryota, Metazoa, Arthropoda, Insecta, Ephemeroptera, Baetidae. Bases 276 to 2222 code for a protein of 648 amino acids. Gene Ontology annotation, biological process: intracellular calcium ion homeostasis; store-operated calcium entry; activation of store-operated calcium channel activity. The record is from RefSeq and is a predicted model, not a curated record. The transcript is spliced from 16 exons. Gene Ontology annotation, molecular function: calcium channel regulator activity; protein binding; calcium ion binding.
GAAGAGAGAAGGAGAGCUCGCAGCGAGCGAAUUUAUUUUGCUGCAGCAGCACGGCUGGGGCGUUACGGAACGGACGGACGGUGGACAUCUGUUAAUUAACACAAUUGAUUAGCGUUGGGCUGCGCGUUGUGCGGUGGCCGUCGGCAACAGUUGAUCCCGGGGCCGUGCAGCGGCGGCCACUUGACCCGCGAUAUGCGCGGUCGUGCGGCGGCGACCCUAGCGUGAGUGGCGCCGCCAGCCAGCCAGCCAAUUCGUCGAGUGUCAGUCUGGCGAGGAUGCGAGCCGCCGGCCUGGCCGCCCUGCUGGCCGCCUUGGCCGCCUGGGUCCAGGCGGCCGGCCCCGACGGCUUCCGCGAACUCGAGGAGCAGCGGGCCCACUUCAAGAACAUGUACUCGUCCAGCGGCGCCCUUGGCAACCUGCAGCCAGCCGCCUCGUUCAGCACCACCACCGAGAUGCCCGUCAUCGAGAUCCCCGUCGGAGACAAGUCGGGCCUCGAGGCCAUCGCCGCCCUCCACAGGCAGCUCGACGACGACGCCAACGGCAACGUCGACCUUUCCGAAUCUGACGAGUUCCUGAGGGAGGAGCUCAAGUACGAAGACGGACACGAGCGGCGGCAACGCGCCUUCCACAGGAACGACGACAUGCAUAUAUCGGUCAAGGAGCUCUGGGAGGCGUGGACCCGCAGCGAGGUGCACAACUGGACGACGGAGCAAACCGUGGAAUGGCUGGUGACGUGCGUGGAGCUGCCGCAGUACGCGCACUCGUUCACCAUGAACUCCGUCAAAGGGUUCGACUUGCCCAGAUUGGCGACAAACACGCAAUUCAUAAUGACCGUGCUGAAAAUCAAGGACCCAAUCCACAUCAAGAAGAUCUCGUUGAAGGCGACGGACGCGGUGCUGUUCGGCCCACCUAAAGCAGAUGGAGGCCACGUGAAGGACAUCAUUCUGCUGACCCUGCUGGUGGGCGCGUGCGGCGCCUGCUGGUACGCCUACCGCCAGAAAAUGCUGUCCCAGGAGGACCUCCAGCGCAUGAUGAAGGACAUGGAGAGCCUCCACAUGGCCGAGCAAAUGCUGCUCGAGACUCAGAGGGAACUGGAAGCGGCCAAAAUGCAACAGGAGUCUGUAGUGUCCGAGAAAGAAAACCUGGAACGAAAGCUGAAGGAGCACAAGGCGGCGGGUCCGUCGGAAAAGUCGAUCCGGGGCACCGAGCCUGAGCUGCAGUCCCUCCGAAUGGAGGUUGAGACGCUGCGACUGGAGUUGAAGCGGGCGGAGGGCGAGCUGGAAGACCGGUGUUGGGCGCCGCCGAGUGGGCUGCAGCAGUGGCUCCAGCUGACGCACGAGAUCGAAAACAAGGCCUACAUGAAGAAGAAGACGUCUGCUGAGCGGCAGCUGCAGCAGGCGCGCGAGGCUUGUGAAAAGCUGCGGAAGAAGCGUUCGAGCCUGGUGGGCGCGUUCGUGUCGACGCACGGCAAGUCGAUCGACGACGUGGACCGCAGCAUCGUGGAAGCCAGCGAAGAGGAGGGCGGCUCCUUCUCCGAGCUUAAAACCUCGCUGAACGAAGUGACUCACGAGCUGCAGGAGCGCGUGCACCGCUGGAAGCAGAUCGAGAUGCUGUGCGGCUUCAACAUCAUCAGCAAUAACGGCCUCUCCUACCUGGAGAACGCCCUCUACAGGCCGAGCAACGGAAGACUCACCAGAGCCUCGCUGCGGAGUUCGUUUUCUGGGCGGAUGAGCAGCCAGGACGACCUGGACGACGACUCGGUGUCGCAAGCCAGUCCGGGAGGCCUGCUGGACUCGUGGCGCGACGCCGACUCGUCCGGCUCGGAGCGCGACCUCGACCCGUCCACGUCGCCCUCGAUGGAGCUGCCGGUCACGUUCAGCCUGGGCGGCGAGUCCAGCCCCGUGGAUGAAAUCUGUGAUAGGCCUCUGCCCGCCGCGCUGCCGCCGCCGCCCCCGCAGCAGAUGGACAAGAGAAUGUCCAUCUCUCGCUCCGCCAGCCAGGAUGUGAAAUUCGACCCUGCAGAGGGUCUGCUGGCGAAGGGGUUCAUGAGCGACCCGAGCUUGGGCAGUGCCCGCGCGUGCGGAUCUCUGGAGGAGGAGACGUACUCGACGGACAGCUCUGCGAGCGCGACGGCCACCGAGGAGGACAUGAAGCGCAAGCGGCGCAAACUGCACUUCCCGGCGUUCGUGCGCAAGAGCAAGAGCAAGCCGUCCUCGUCGUGAGCGAGCGAGCGAGCGCAUCAACCACGUGAUAGGUCAUUGUUGAUAUUUUUAAAAAUAUAAAUAUAAAUAUACGCAAAAUAAUUAUUAACACACACACACACACACACCGUACUGUUAAUUAAUUAAUUUUUAAAUAAAUAAAUAAACAAAACCCCAUUUUUUCCACGGCCCUGUUGGCCCAUGUUAUUAAUUUAUAUUACUGUUACACGGAGGGCCCGGCACGCGGGCCCCGGGACUGUUUGCAACGCACUCUCGAUGGUCUUUCUUUAUAACUAUUUUGAAUUGUCUUCCGGCAGUGUGUGUUUCCGUUUCCGUUUCUUAAAAACUCCGCAGCCUUUGAGGGAUAGUUGGUAAGACUCGCGUUUCCCGUGUGUGCCUUAAUUUAUUUAAAUUAAAUAUUUAAAUGCCGCAGAUCUGACCACGACUCGAUUCGUUUGUUGCAAUAAAAAAAGAGCAAAGUGUUUUCAUUGAUUAAAUUACUCUGUCUGUUGAUUAUUAUUGUAUAGUGUUUGUUUGUGUCCGAGAUCGGCGAUUGUAGAAAUAUAGAGCGCACCGCCGCGUGCACAGAAAAUGCGAUUGUAAAAAAGCUUGUGCGAUGAAUUUUUCUCACUUUUUUGAGAAGGCUCAACGUUUCUUAUUGAUUUAUGUCAAAAUUUUUUACACAAACGCAAUUAAUAAAAAAAUAUUGGAAAAUCA